AUGAAUUCCUACCCGCCAGAGCUUUUGGCGCAGUUGGCCCCAAUUAUGUUUGUCGCGGGUUUGGAUUCACCUGCAACAAAAUCUCAAGACGCAUUUCAAGUACUCACCCUUCGCCUUCGUGAUGCCCUUCUCGCACAGCGGAAGGUAGCAAUUUGGCAACCAGAGAAGACUAAAUCUUUCCAAGUUGUGUUGGUCGACAGGGACGUUCGAUUUCCACCUAGAAAACUCCUCCCAUUAGAUGAUCCCCAAUACGCUGCUGCACAUUCACCUCUCUCACCACUUACCCCCUCAUCACCCUUACACCCCGAUGGAUUGAUUGCGCCAAUAUGGAUUAGGAAACAUACAACCCUUCUGCCCUCAGUUUUUGUUCUUUUCCUCCGCAUUUUCGAGUUUUUACCUCAAGCAUCGAGAACAGACUUGCCAGAUGCAGAUCGCGAACGGGAGAGGGAACAAGAAGAACGAAAACGGGACACAGAACUGUCUGCGGAGGUGGCCUUACGGAAGAAGAGUAUGAAUGAACGAGGCAUCAAGCUUACAGUCGUUCUUAUGGCGAGCAGGAGGAUGUUAGAUGACCCUACAUUAGACGCUCGAUUGACAUUUAUCAGGAGGCAAAGUGGGCUUGAUUCAAGAGCUGCCUUGUUUGUUCUCAGCCCAGUUAGCGCGGCAGAGCUUAACGAUUUCGUCAGAAGCCUUCAACAAGCUUUAUAUGAGCCAGCGGUAGAGUAUUACACUGCCCACUCCAAGCGUGUUCGUAGGAAGCGGAACCGUCACUCGCAAGCUCACUCAUCCUACCCUGGUCCACCGGCAGUGAGCGGUCUGAAUAUACCUCGACCAUUGAGACCUGAAGGAUGGACUGUACGUUACGAGUAUAAAAUGGCUUGCUUUGCGGAAUUUAGAAGUGAAGAUGAAGUUGCUUUGAAGCAUUAUCAGGAUGCUUACGACAUGUUAAUCAUCAUGUUUGGAUCAACCGCUAUUCUUCCACCACGUACGAAGAGAUGGGCGGAAGCCAAGGUUCUAGCUGAUUGUAUCAAUAUCAAGAUCGUUAAGCUAUAUCUUUACAAUAAUGAACAUGCUUUGGCGUUAUCCCACCACAAUACACAUAUCCGGCAAUUUGGAGAUUUCUCUCGAGGUUGGGGCAUCGGUGAAGAAACAUUCGAGUUCUGGAGUUGGGUCGCGAGACAACAUCGAAUACUUGCGGAGCUCUUAGAUCAAGGUGUCCGAUCCGCAUUGGUUCUACCAGUCCACACACCUGCCUUGACUUCCCAGAAUCUACAUGUGCUUAACCAAAGUACUCGCCUCCCUGGAGAACUUGACUUUGCGCGAUCUGCUGGGAUAAACCCUAGUCAAGCGUUGCAGCAUCCAGGAUUUUAUUAUUACAUGGCAGCAAGAUGCACCGAAAUGCGAAGAGAGCGAUUUCAAGCAGCAAUAGAGGCCGAGCUCAGCUCACAACCUGCGACCCUGUCACCGGGAUUUGCGAACGAGAAGAAGGUUGAGCAUCUAGCCAUCAUUCUCGAGCUUUACACCAAGGCAUAUGAACUCUUCAAGAAGUACACCCCGGCAUCUUCGCAAGGCCAAGGGCGUUUGACGCUUUGGAUUGCGUACCGUAUAGCGCAGACAUAUCAUCAAUCUGGAAAGUUCGAUAUGGCUGUUCGAUUUUUCGAGCGCAUCGCCAGAACAUAUCGCAGAGAGAAAUGGUAUACAAUGCUUCGCCCACUACUAUCAACAUGGUAUACGUGUGCGCAACAAUUGGGCGAUGUUGAGCUCAGUAUCUGCCUGCUCAUUGAAAUGUUGGGUCAUGAUUCCGUCGAAUCUGAGGACCCUGGAUCACUCGAAGACGAUCUCUUAGCCGUUUUGAAGAGCACUGUACCGGCAAAGCCUGAGGAUGCCUUGGUAGUCGACUUAUCCGAGGCACAACCGAUCUUCGAUUCGUCGGUUAUUUUCUGGACUCCCGAGAUCAACGUCAGGGAGUCAUCAGCCUUCCAAAUUUCCCUCGCAGCUCCAACGUGUAGGACCAUCAAAUCGAUUCCCUUUUCCUCCCUCGCAGUCUUUAUUCAAGACAGAGUUUCUCCGCUGAUCAUACGCCAUUCUCCCUCUGAUGCCGAUCCGCCUCUGCUGGGAGUAGUAAACCUCGGGCACAUCUCACCGUCCGACGACGACGAUCUUGAAGGCUCCAGGACUGCUGAUCUACGCUGGACUCCUGGUAGCACUAUUGUCUUUCGCGGAACGAUGUCUUCAGACGUUCCCUCGGUACUAAAGGUAACCAAACUCACAUUAACGAUAGAAUUGAAUACAUGGAAGGUGGAAAUACCCGUACCUCCGUGUAGCUCUCGCGUUCAGGGAGGACAUGCGCCACGAUGGUUAAGCUCGCUUGACCCUCCAAAAUUCAUACCUAUCGAACGGGAGAAUUACGAUUUUACUGCGUACGUAAUAUUGUUCACUUCAUUGAGCUUUUUCGAGCAACAGUCCUCCAGCAUUAAACAUGUUCCGCAUCGAUUGGAUGUUUCUCUCGUGCAUCAUGCUCCUGCAUUUCUGGACGAAAGCUACCCCAUUGUGGUUCAAGUCACGAAUACUGACACCCGGUCCUUUGAUAUUGUUGUUGAUAUUCUUCUUCAGCCCACGGAAAUCGACGAUGCUGUUAAUUACAUUGUGGUGGAUGAUCAUCAGUCAUCCGGCCUCAUCAAGGGCAUCCAGCUUGGCGUGCUUGGUCCGGGAGCUAGUGGCAAGAAGACCAUUCACCUCUUCAACUCCGGUGCUGGUGGCGAGAGGAUGAUCGAUGUGUCAAUACAAUCUCGGCCAAAUGACUUGGAGGAUGAAACAAGUGAGGAGGAUGACGACGAAAAUGACCUUCUGUCGGACGACAAGAUGGAAACUUUGCGGACCCUCGUAAUACCAACGGUGAACCCGUUCAAAGUCACAAGUGACGUCAGUUAUAGGCAUAAACAGGAACCAUGGCCCGGGUUAGCCGAUCUCCAGACCUUCGAUGCCAAAUUCUGGGAUGAUAGACGAGGGGGUGAGGCAAUCGCAAGCAUAAAAAUUGAGUGUAGUGGUCCGUGGAAUUUGCUGCUUGAUGGCGUGACUCUGGAAAGGCAGGACAAUGAUCAAGCAAAGAUCAUUGAAUGUUCAACAGAUCAGGACGAUGCUGGCAUGUUCCCUGCUGAAUAUCUCCCGGGUGACGAAUUCUGUGCAAUUUCUAGAAUAAGCCUUGCAACAGAUGAAGAAAUUUCAGAAGAUUUAAUACUGGGUCCCGGUCGUUUCGUCGUGAAAUGGCGCAGGUUAGCAUCUGUUUCUUUCAAGAGAUACUUCAUGCCAACAACCAUGAAAAUCAGAAACAGUCAAGAUGCUGAACUUGACGACCGCCUUUCUACUACUUUUAUUUCCCUUCCAUCGCUACGACACCCAUCUGAUGGGUUAGUCGCCCUUCUUGAUGUCCCACCCGUGGCGACACUCCAUGAUCCUAUCACACUAUUCCUUACCAUCCGCAAUUACCAUCCAUCUCGCUCUGCGAACAUCACUGUUCAACUCGAAACAGAUGCGCUCGAUGGCUUCAUUGUAGCCGGACUUAGAAGUGGGCGUAUCCCUGUGCUACUCCCCGGCGCGGAAGAAAGGUUGCUGUGGAGACUUAUACCCGUUGAAUGCGGACAUGUGCGCAUACCUCGAUUAAAAAUCUUUAAUAGACGAACAGCCAUCGUCGCCGCGCAAGGAUCCGACCAAUCAGGAAAUGCAGAUGUUCCUUCUGGGGAAGUCGUUAGGGUUGUCAAUGUGGGGCAUGAUCGGGGUAGCGUCGAUGCCGGUCCCACUGGUGGCGAGGACCAUACGAUUCUUGUUCUACCCUAG
Laccaria bicolor S238N-H82 is the source of this 3834-nucleotide messenger RNA. RefSeq lists its product as uncharacterized. The record is from RefSeq and is a predicted model, not a curated record. The transcript is spliced from 16 exons. Lineage: Eukaryota; Fungi; Basidiomycota; Agaricomycetes; Agaricales; Hydnangiaceae. Bases 1 to 3834 code for a protein of 1277 amino acids.